GUCGAGGUCAAUGUGUAUGGGUUCGUUCGGCUGUAUCAGGCGUUUAGACCGCUUCUUGAGCAGGCAGGGGAUCCGAAGUGGGUUACUAUUGGGUCCGGGGCGGGUUUUUUGACGUGAGUCGACCUUACCUAGCCUAUUAUUCAUCGGUGCCAACACAGCAACAACUUGUUGUAGAUUGAUCUUAACCCUACCCGGACCCAGGAACUUCAUCCCCAUGCGAAACUCCGCGUACGCACCUACCAAGCUCGUCCAACACUGGUACACCAAGGCCAUGUCCUCCGAGGACCCUUGGUUGACUGCAUUCCCCGUGGACCCUGGCUGGGUAUCGACGGCCAUCGGGGACCGCGGCGCCGAGUCGUUCAACACCGCAAAGUCCCCCCUUACUGUGGAGGUCAGUGCGGCUGGUCUGGUUCGGCUGAUUGAUGCGUCUACGCGCGAAACGCACAGUGGGAGGUUGUUUCGGUAUGAUGGGGGGGAGGAGCCGUGGUGAUGGUGAUAUUUCUUCCGAAGCGCUGUGGGUAGACGAGACGGGACGAGACGGGGCCUCUCUUUGUCAUUUCGUUUGUGCGAGACGUAUUUCGCAGAUAUAUCGAUAUAAUAACAAAUCCACACCUCGAUAACACAUCGAUGUCUCCCUCCCACCCAAGCCCCCGUUCCGGUGCCGGGGAGCGGGACAGCCGGGGAGGAUCAUCGCCACUACUACCGCAGGGUCAGACCCAAGCCCUAACUUCGAAGGAUGCGAUGUUCGACAAUGACCUGAUGGACCAACACAUCCACAUCCGACACAAACACCAGAGAACCCCCCCAACUAGCUAUCAUGCUGAACUUUUAAUUUCAUGUUCUUGAUAUAAGUGCCAGUCUAGUAUAUUG
Molecule: messenger RNA, 870 nt
Organism: Aspergillus heteromorphus CBS 117.55
Lineage: Eukaryota; Fungi; Ascomycota; Eurotiomycetes; Eurotiales; Aspergillaceae
Exons: 3
Coding region: 215-490 (91 amino acids)
Source: RefSeq, a predicted model, not a curated record